Molecule: messenger RNA, 3655 nt
Organism: Pantherophis guttatus
Lineage: Eukaryota; Metazoa; Chordata; Lepidosauria; Squamata; Colubridae
Gene: SEPTIN12
Product: septin 12
Molecular function (GO): GTP binding
Source: RefSeq, a predicted model, not a curated record
GUUACGAACUUUGCACGCUUGUGAGUCUAAAUCUCGCUGUUGCUGUUUUCUGCAGGAUCUCUGAGUGGUGGGCUGGGGGAAAAGGCAGCUGGACCAGAUCCCGGCAAGCGUGAACGAGCAAGCUCCUCGGAAGGAGGAUGUCUCAACUGUCAGUGAAAGAACAUCUGGAUGGGAUCCUUUCGGACUUCGAAGCCUUAAAGAGGUCCUUUGAGAUGGAAGAUGUGGAAGAAGCUCCUUCAUGCUCAACCAGAUCUUCUGUAAAUCCCUGCCCCUCUGAAAAUGGAGAGGGAAAAAGAACCAGAGGGCCCGUGCAGAGCACUUACCCAUCUCCCAUCGGCCUGAGCAACAUCUCCAGUCCUUUGCACAGUCCGAUCCCCAAAACCAGGGUCACGAACAGCCUGUCUUUCAACCGAGGUACCGUUCAUUUGCCUCGGGCUAAUGGAACCAACCUCAUGAGGGUGUCCUCCUUCCAAACUCGGCUGAAUCCCAAUGGAUUCUCGUCAUCUUUAGGCCCAGGAAGCGAUGAGAGCCUUCACAGUUCUUCUUCCAGCUUGGAGUGCCCAACACCCACAAGAUGCCCUCCGAAUCCCUCUCGGCAAGCCGAGCCCUCUGGAAUUGAGAUCUCUCAGCUGUCUAGCCCUUUGCUGAAGAAGUUCUCAUCUCAUGGGAAUGUAUUCCAUGCCGAGGUGGACCGUCCCAUCCGGCAGGUCUCCAAGGCUACCGUGAAUCACAGCUCCUUGCCGUCCCUUGACUUGCAUAUCGCAGAAGACCAGGGGCCCAGUCCUAUCCUUUGCUCCACCUUGAACAUGGACCCCACCAACAGGUGGACCUCCCAAGACCAAAAUUCCAUCUCGCCACUUCCAGAAAAUAGAACAUUAUUGCGAAAGGAUUCCCCUUUCUCUGCCAUGGGGGUAGGCCAGUUGGCCAACGUGACUUCUAUGGCUUCUUUGGCCUCCAAGCAAACCACAAAGCUUCCAACAUUUCCCACCAGCCUGGACAAGUUCAUCGGAAACUCACCAAUUGGUUAUGUUCUCCCUUCGGUGGGUGAUCCUGGGCUCAAAUCUUUGCCUAAGGCCCAGCUUCAGAUCAACCUUGGCCACAGCCUGUCUCAUCCAUCUCCAGAACUGACCAACAAAGAUCAAGUGAUCAUAACCCAUGACACUUCCCUAACAAUGUGUUAUGGAAACCCACCAGAGAUAUCAGAAACAGAGAGAACAGGUCCUCAUCCUCAGUCUGACUCUUUCCAGCUUGUCUCUCCAUCUCCAACUGGUCACCCUACUUCCCAGUCCUCUUUUCUUGGGUCUCCAAUGACAGUGCCAACUCCCCAAGGGAGCCCAGCUUUGCCCAACCGAAGAGAAAACUGUCCCGCUCUGAUUGGUUCCAUCUCCUGUCAAGAUGCUUCCAAGGCUUCGAAUCCAGAACUGUCUUUUGGCCCAGGGGAAGAGUCCGGAGACCAGCCUCUGGAGAUCUUUGAGAAGAAGGAAGAGUCUGCAGAGAGGAAUUUACUAAAAGAAGAGAUUCAUCCCAAGCUUCAGCAGCUGAGCAUGGAGGACGAUCUAGCAGGAGAACCAAUUCCCCAGGAUGGCCCAGUCCUCAAGACCACGGACGGCGGACUAUUCGGCUACGUGGGGAUUGAGGCCGUCCUGGACCAGAUGCGUAUCAAGACCAUGAAAACCGGAUUUGAGUUCAACAUCAUGGUUGUAGGACAGAGUGGUCUUGGCAAGUCCACCAUGGUCAACACCCUCUUUAAAUCUAAGAUCAGUCGGAAAUCAGCCUGUUCCGGGUAUGAGGAACGUAUUCCCAAAACUGUGCAGCUGCUCUCUGUCACCCAUAUCGUUGAAGAAAAAGGAGUGAAGAUGAAGCUGACGGUCACAGACACCCCGGGAUUUGGGGACCAGAUUAACAAUCAAAACUGCUGGGUACCGAUAAUUCAAUAUAUCAAUGACCAGUAUGAGCGUUAUUUGAAAGAGGAAAUCCUGAUCAAUCGCAAGCAGAAAAUCCCAGAUACCCGUGUACACGCCUGUGUGUAUUUUGUCCCCCCGACAGGUCACUGGCUCCGCCCCUUGGACCUGGAGUUCAUGAGACGUCUCAGUAAGAUCACCAAUGUGGUUCCGGUCAUCGCCAAAGCGGACACCUUGACCCUCGAGGAAAGGGCAGAGUUUAAACAGAGAGUCCAAAAAGACCUGAAGGCCCACGGCAUCCAUGUUUACCCCCAAGUAGACUUUGACGAUGAUCCUGACGAUCGACUUUUGAACGAUAAAAUCCGGGAGAAAAUCCCCUUUGCAGUCGUAGGCGCGGACAAGGAGCACCAGGUGAAUGGGAAGAAGGUCCUGGGUCGCAAGACCAAGUGGGGGAUCAUUGAAGUGGAAAACUCGGCCCACUGUGAGUUUCCUUUGCUGCGGGAUCUUUUAAUCCGGUCUCACCUCCAGGAUCUCAAGGACAUCACUCACAGUGUACAUUAUGAACAAUACCGCAUCCAGCGCCUCAAUGAAAGCAACCGGCUGGCCAAAGGUGGCGAGUGGCUGGCACUGAGCUCCCUCACCUAUGAGCCACAGGGACAACAUGGUCUCCCUUGCACUGCCUCAGCCCCACCACCCCUCCAGUAGCUGGUGCACAUUGGUUUCCACUUCCUUCCUCCUUUCUUUUUUUGGGGGAGUGGGGGGGGAAGGGGGGAAAUCAGCUGGAGCAAUGUUCCCAGAAGACAUCACAUUCCCUCUGUAGCCCUCGUGUGUUUUCUCAGCGUCUAUGCCCCACUGCUGGAUACCUUCCUUUCCAUCUGUCUUCCAUGCAAUUUCACACCUUGGAGAAGAGCAAUGUUGGAACAGCUGGCAAUUUAGCCCAACUUUUCACAUUCUUUGCCAUCCGGACCAUCUGUUAUGUGACCUCUGCUUCUCGGCUAAACUCUGUGCUGUCGUUUCAGGAAAACAUCCAUUGCUGCCUUUGGAAGCAGGGUUCUUCUUUUCAGAUGUUUGGAUGUGAGCCCACUGUCCCUAGCAGACCUUCCUUCCUUAUCCAACACCUAAUUCUCUCCUUGGUUUCAUCCUAAAGCUAGCGGCUCCAUGGCACUUCCCUGCCACACUUAUGGGGUGGGGUGGUCGAGGUUUGGGUGAAGGUUUUGCCUUGGGUCAAAGAUGGAGCUCACAAACUCUGUUAACCCAAGUGGGUGACUCUUUCUUCAUUGUAGAUUGUCCCAGACUGGGAGAUUGGUAGCUGUAAGAAGGUCUGAGAGCAAAUACAGCCUUCAGGUGAAGGAACCAACCUUCCUAUGUGACUUGGUCUGACUGACGGGACCAAAAUUACUCAUCUGGAAAGUGAUUGGACAGCAGGAGGAAUGGCAUGUUACAAGCAACCUUCUCCCAAGAGACCUGUGUCAUCUUGUACAAAGUUAUGAGCUUCUGACUGUGGAAUGCUCCUUCUGGAGAUUUCUCAUCCUGAGAUCCACAGGCCUGGAACAAUGCAGAAGAUUAGUUCCAGCCUGGCCCCAUGUUGGUGCAAGAAAAAAAGAGACCUGGGAAAACUUUUUUCCAUUUUCCAGAAUUUGCUCAACUGCCCAAGAUUUUGGUUCCGUUCAUGACAAUGACACUCCUGAGUGAAGAGCUCUUGGUCAACUUGCGAAUCUUUCCAGUUAUUACAUUAAAUCCCAAUUUAGAAGGUU